This is a messenger RNA of Scophthalmus maximus (turbot), 4060 nucleotides long. RefSeq names its product chromobox homolog 6b (gene cbx6b). The coding region runs from base 306 to 1916 and encodes 536 amino acids. Lineage: Eukaryota; Metazoa; Chordata; Actinopteri; Pleuronectiformes; Scophthalmidae. The record is from RefSeq and is a predicted model, not a curated record. The transcript has 5 exons.
GCGCUGGAGAGGGGGGGGGGGGGGGGUGACGCGGCCCCUCUGCUCGUGGUCUUCUCUGGAGACUCGGUGCUCUUUCAGUCAUGGUGCUGAACUCUGGUUUCUAGCCGCCUCUUACUGUGCAAAGGGACAGGAGUGAGGAGGGGGCUUCAUCCACUCAUGCGCAGGGAGAUCGUUGAGCACUCUUCCAGCUCUCUGUCGGGGCUUCUGGUUUAGAUCGGGAGUGUGAUUGUUUGAUUGUUUUCCCCGAGUUAUCGACCUCUCCCGCCGCCACCCUGAAGUUCAUCGUGGUCAUCUUGGCCGCCGGGAUGGUGGCCUUCAUCGGGGCGGUUAUCUGCAUCAUCGCGGCCGUGCACACCGGCUCCUCCAGGGCGGCCGCGGCACAACGGCCGCCUGCCGCCGACAACCACUCGCUGUAUCCGGACGCGGUGGCGCAGAGCCCCGCCGCCGCCGGCUCCGCGGCCCGGGCCGGGCCCCUGGGCGCGCUCCAUGGCUCCGAACCGCCCGGCUCGGAGGCGCCCGCGUUCGACCUGGGGCUCGGCGGAGUGGACGGGGUCACUGGGCUCCCCGGACACGACCCGACGGUCAGCCGGCUCAUCUGCACGCCGAUACCCGCCGGGGAGUGCGACCCCCAAAACUUUGGGCAGCAAGCGGACGAGCCGUCGCUGUACGCCGGCGCGGACUGGGGCCACCUGCGGCGCGCCGCGGAGCAGCUCCGGCAGACCGUGCUGCAGCAGCGGGAGCAGAUAUCGAGCGACCAGCGCACCAUCCGGGCGCUGACGGGCAAACUGACCGAGUGCGAGAGGGGGCUGGGCGGCCUGUGGGGGGCGGCCGGCGCGGCGGAGGACACGCACCUGGCGCGGAUCAUGGUGCGGGACGGCCCGGCGUCGGGACCCGACGGCGGCCACCUGCUCACCGCCCGGGCCGUGGACGAGCUGGAGCAGGCGAUCAGUCAGCUCAAGGAGCGCAUCGAGAAGCUGGAGUCGGACAUUGGCCCAUUUCCUCACAACCAGACGGACGGUAGCACCUCAGGAGUGCCAGAGGAAGGCGGGAUGUCUGGUGGCCCAGAAAGGCUGGCUGUUCCUGGGCACACAGCUGGUGCUGACAGGCCCUGGAGCAUGGACGACUUGGAGGGCGAGCUGGAGAGGAAGGUAGAGCUGCUGGAGAAAGAGAGAAAAGCCCUGAGGCUGGAAACGGAGAAACAAAGACAGGAAAUCGACCAGGACAUCAGUAAACUACACCAUCGAAUCUCGGGACUGGAGGAAGGUGUCUCGGGGCACUCCUUCCCAGAGGGCUACAGACUCUCCUUCCCAACGCGGACAAACUACAUGUACGCUGUCGUGAAACACUCCAUCCCAAAGCUGCGGGCCUUCACCCUCUGCCUGUGGCUGCGGCCCACAGAAGGAGGCAUCGGGACGCCUCUGUCCUACGCCGUUCCUGAGCAGCCGAAUGAACUGGCGCUGCUGCAAGGCCUGCACACCCCGACCGAGUUGCUCAUCAAUGACAAGGUGGCGCAGUUACCUCUGAACCUAACCAGAGGCAGCUGGCAGCACAUCUGCGUGAGCUGGAGCCAGAAGGGAGGAGCCUGGCAGGCCUACCAGGGGGGAAAGCUGAGGGGCGAGGGCCACGCACUGGCCGCCGGACACCACAUCAGAGCCGGGGGAGUGCUCAUUCUGGGGCAGGAGCAGGAUUCCCUUGGUGGAGGAUUUGAUUCAUCCCAGGCUUUGGUCGGAGAGUUGUCUCAGGCGGGCCUUUGGGACCGGGUCCUGUCCUCCGGUCAGGUGGCCAGCUUGGCUCGCUGCGGCAGAGUGACCCAGGGCAGCGUGGUCCCCUGGACUGAGGACGGAGUUGAGGUUUACGGCGGAGCCACCAGGCACCCGGGGGAGCCAUGUAGUAAACACAGCAGGAGCUCUCAGUGACCAACGGUGACAGGCUUUGAGGAGAGGGGAGGUGAAGGACGGUUAGGAACAAAAAGCUAUGGUUCCAUCGGCCCAAUAUUCGCAUUGCAUCAGUUCUUAUCAACUCUAUGUGGCAUGGACUGACAAGUAUGUAAAUAUUGGAAAAUGAAUGGCAUACAUUCACACGACACAGUAGCGGCUUUGCACUGAUGCAGUCCAUCACGGGGCUACAAUGGCGAAUUGUGCAAGAAAACAAAAUGGGAUUUCCUCAUGAACACAGCUAUUGUAUAUGUGUGCUGUACGUCACAUUGAAGAACAUCUCGGUUAGGAGACUUGUUUCGGAUUCAGGCUACCAGCCAUCAUCUCACCUUUAAAGGAAUAAUGCGCCACCAAUAAAUACCCUGAUGCAUAACCCCUUGUAAUGUGGAGAAUUAAUGAUACAGCAUGUUAUAUGUGAGGUGAUUGUAGGCACACUCUUGACAAGAUAGGCACACAGCUUAUAAGUGGAAAAGUUGUCAUUCAACAGGCAAAACUGUGCAGAAAUUAGCCCAAGUUGUAACAAAUUCAAUGCGAUGAGUAAGCUGAUGAGUACCUCCUCUACGGCCACCUGAAGUUGUGUCAAGCCAGCUGAAAUCCCCCGAUGAAUGCAGUAGGGUCGGACUGGAGUUGACUAAGGGCUGUGAACGCUUUAGAGUUGGGAGACACGGUAAGGUGAGGAAAAAAUGGGGAGAAAGUGGAGAGAAUAUUAAGUAGCUGGCAGACGGCAGCAAGGAGUGGAUGACGAAAGAGAGGGGAAAGAGGGAGGACAGCGGCAAAUACAGAUGGAUGGAUCAGGCACUUGUUUGGAGUGACGCUACAUAUUGUUUUCACCUCUGCAUGAUGUGUCAAUGUACCUGUAAUGUCUUGCCCACUGCAAUGUGUUGCUCGCAAGUCGCACAAAAGAGGACAGUGCCUCCACGCCUAGGAAGCUGUAUUUGUGUUAUGUGUAUUCUAUGAAGGCUCUUUUUCUCACUUAAUGAGUUACUGAAGAAAUCCAAAUCUAAGACAAGACAUCUAUCCCCUAAGGAAAGCAGCUCCACUAGCAGAAUGUUCGUCUUCUUCAGAUGCACCUGCACAUUUCCUGACAAGACUUUGCCCCAUCUAGUAUGUCACAUUUAGAAAAUCAAGGCCGCCGAGGAAACAUCUGUCUUACUCUUACAGUAAACUUUGAAUUAUGGGAAUUCGUGGUCUCGAAUGCAGCCUUCACACACAUAAGAAUCUGUUACUCACACUCAUUUUCACAUUAUAUAUGGACUGCCGUUUCGUACAUGCAACCACUCGGUAAUGUGGUGUUAUAACUUGACAACCUGCGACCUCCAGCUUUUCCAACCUUCCUACGUUCCAUGCAGGGGUCAUACUGUGUGUUUGUGACACGUCAAGUUGCAUCCACUAUGUUUCUGAUCAUGUUUUGGGUUUUUUUUACUGCAAAAACAUUUGGACAGUUAUUCUCAUCUGUUCUAUGAGACAUGGUGUUAAGGGCAGACUGUGCAUUUCAAAAAUUUCAAAAACACUGGCUCUCCCCAUUGCAUAAAAGAAUGAUCCUUAGUGGAAAGUGCCUGUCAGGGUGUUUGUGCCCAUAUAAACAGAUCAUCAAACGUAUUAUACUGAUGAAAAAUUCACACUGACAGAUAUUUUGAACUCAUUAAGCAUCCGUGUCUCUGCGAAUCUCCCCGGUGAUCCUUUUAAGAUUUAAGGGGUUUGACAAAAUGUUUGAAAGCACCGAUGCAGGACUUGAGACGUCCGUGCAGUGCUGCCAAACCGAUGCUGAAUCAGGUCAAAAUCAUCUUGCUGUGCUUUGAUGAUGCCUCUGUUAUGAUCAAUGUUAUGCCUGGUGUCUGUUCAGCUCAUGUCCGAGCGUUUUUUGGGGGCUUUUUGAUAGUGUGGUGUAGCAUAUUUAUGUUUAUGAUCAUUGAAAUUGAAAACUAAGCUUUUGAACUCUAUCUGCAAUGUUUGUCUUUUCUUACACGACUAUUCUGUUUAUUUUUUUUUUUUUACUAUAUGCAUUGGUAUGUGUUUCAAGUUGUUGUUUGCAUAAAUACUGUACGUCCGUGUCCUGUACGGUGUUGUAUUGUUCCGAAUACUGUAUGUGUCGUGUAUAAAACUCUUUAAUAAAGUCCUAACUUUUA